AUGAAAAAAUUGAAUAUGGAUAUUAAACAGCAGAUUGACGCCAUCAAAACGAUUAUUGAUGAGGGUGAUGGUAAACUUUCAAGAAUGGAUGCUUCUGGGUCAAAGUUAUGUGAUGAAAUAUUGGUUUUAAAGCGUGAAACGAACAGAUCUUUUCGGAAGUUGUCAAAUCUAAAGAUGAAAACUUUAGAUGAUAGUUUGAAAAAUAUUCGGUUAAGUCAUGACCUUACAAUUCAACAAAGGAGCGACUUGAAAAAAUUACUUGAUGAUGCCAAAAAGAAGAAGGAGAGUUGCAAAGAGGAUUUUUUAUAUCGAGUCAGAGGGGAGGUUAACACUGUUCAUGGGUUGAUUUGUGAUGGUGUAGAUGUCAUGGUGCUGACAGAAACUUGGCAUGGAUUGGAAGGUAAUUUUGCAAUUGGUUUGGCAAAGCCGCCUGGGUUUCAGUUUGUUGAUUAUAUUAGAGAGCAUGAUCUGGGUCAUGGUGGUUUGAUAGUUUACUUUCGCAAAGAGUUCAAAUAUAAAAAGUUAACUCUGCCAUUGAUUAGUAUGUUUGAAGCUAUUGCAAUCAGAUUGUCAAUAAAUAAAAGCGUAUUCAUCUUGCUAGCUCUGUACAGACUCGACUCAGCUCCAAUAACAGUUUUGUUUUAUGAUGAAAUAGUUUCAAUCUUGGAAUACUUAACAAUUUUAAACUCAAACAUUUUAUUGAUGGAUGACUUCAAUUUGCAUGUUGAGAGAACUGCUGAUCCCCAAUCUAUUCGUUUAAAAAAAAUAUUUGAUAUAUUUCAAUUAGUAAAUCAUGUCAACGUUCCUACACAUAUCCUAGGAGGUACAUUGGAUUUAGUUGUCAGUUCGUAUGACUUUCCAUGCUAA
Helobdella robusta is the source of this 867-nucleotide messenger RNA. RefSeq lists its product as hypothetical. Lineage: Eukaryota; Metazoa; Annelida; Clitellata; Rhynchobdellida; Glossiphoniidae. The record is from RefSeq and is a predicted model, not a curated record. The transcript is spliced from 3 exons. The coding region runs from base 1 to 867 and encodes 288 amino acids.